CACGGGAACGCGCGUCCACGACCUUCCAAGCGCACUCCCGGGCCGUGUCUCCUUCAGCUGUGUCAGAGGAGCAGGUUGGUGUGUGAGGUUGAGCUUCCCCGCUCUGGCGCGUCUCUGCUCCUCCGGCUGAAAUGGGAUUUGUGCGUUCCGAGUGGACACCGACCGGCUCCUGCGCUCCUGCUUCUGUCCGCCUUCUGGUCUCCUUCAGCCGGGGAAACCCUGCAGCGCAAGUGUGAGCGCUUACAUCCGCACCGAACAGCGUCUCUCUCCCUCCCUGUGAAGCCCGUUUGUUUCCCGACGCUUCAUUUAUGGACUAAAGAAGCUCCGAGUGAGCGUGUUUGUAAUUUCCGUUCACACAGCUGAAGAUGGAGACGAUGAUGGAGAGGGAGUGCAGCGCGCUGGGGGGGCUUUUCCAGACUGUCAUUGGAGACAUGAAGGGCAGUUACCCCGUCUGGGAUGACUUCAUCAGCAAGGCCAACAAACUACAGUCACAGCUAAGGACGACGGUUGUCGCUGUAGCAGCCUUCCUGGAUGCCUUUCAGAAGGUGGCCGACCUGGCAACCAACAGCCGAGGGGGGACCCGGGACAUCGGUUCAGCCCUCACCAGGAUGUGCAUGAGGCAUCGCAGCAUCGAGGCCAAACUACGCCAGUUCUCCAUGGUGUUUCUGGACUGUCUGAUCAACCCUCUACAGGAGCAGAUGGAGGAGUGGAAAAGAGUCGCCAACACUCUGGAUAAAGACCAUGCCAAAGAGUACAAGAAAGCCCGUCAGGAGAUCAAGAAGAGAUCAUCAGACACUCUAAAGCUGCAGAAGAAAGCUAAGAAAGCUGAUGUUUUCGGCCGUGGAGACCUGCAGCCCCAGCUGGACAGCGCCAUGCAGGACGUCAGCGAUAAGUACCUGCUGCUGGAGGAGACGGAGAAGCAGGCGGUGAGGAGAGCGCUGGUGGAGGAGAGGAGUCGCUUUUGCUGCUUCGUGUCCAUGCUGCGGCCUGUCGUGGAGGAGGAGAUGUCCAUGCUGGGGGAGAUUACACACCUCCAGACGCUGACAGACGACCUGAAGAUGCUAACCAUGGACCCACACAAGCUGCCCGCUUCCAGUGAGCAGGUAAUCGUAGACCUGAAGGGCUCCGAGUGCACCUGGUCCUACCAAACUCCUCCCUCGUCACCAAGCACCACCGUAUCCAGGAAGUCCAGCAUGUGCAGCAGCCUGAACAGCGUGAACAGCAGCGACUCUCGCUCCAGCGGCUCACACUGUCACUCCCCGACCUCCCACUUCCGUUAUCGCGCCUCCUCCUCCUCUUCCUCCUCAGUGCUGCCCCAGCAGACACCUGCCCGCCUCUCUUCAAUCUCCUCACACGACUCUGGCUUCAUCUCUCAGGAUGCCUACCAGUCCAAAUCCCCUUCACCGAUGCCCCCAGAGACCCUGCAGUUGACAAAUGGUUUUGACCAUCACGGAGCCCAGGACCCCCACCUCCACCCUUCAUACUUCUCCUACUCCUCUCCCACCACCACUACCACCACCUCUCCCAUCUCCUCGCCCUCCUGUUCGUCCGUUUCACCCACGUGGCCGUGGUCUCGCUCAGGCUGCGGCCAAUCAGGAGAGUUCCUGCCUCUCAGCCCCUCGGGGCUUGGAGUGAUCCCAUCAUCCAGAGUCCCGUCCUGGAAGGAUUGGGCCAAACCAGGCCCGUACGAUCAGCCCAUGGUUAAUACCCUGAAGAGGAGCAAGGACAGGAGAGAGACUACAGAUCCCAGCAGCCACCAGGGUGCUGAUGUCACCACACCAGGAGAGGAGCCAAACAGGGGCAAAGGAAACAAUACCUCAUCAUCCCCCAAGGUGGACAGGGAGACCCGUGAGGAGCUGGCCAGAGCUCUGGCCCGCGGCCUCCAGCUGGACAUCCACGGCUCCAGCAGAGAUUCCCUGCAAGGCUCCAGCGGCUACAGCAGCCAGACCAACACACCCUGCUGCUCAGAGGACACCAUCUCCUCACAGGUAUCGGACUGUGACUACUACUCUGUGGGAGCAGAUCAGGAGGUGGAGCAGCAGUCCUCAGACUUUGAUAAAUCCUCCACCAUCCCGAGGAACAGCGACAUCACCCAGUCCUACCGCCGCAUGUUUCAGUCUAAACGCCCUGCUUCCACUGCUGGCCUGCCUUCCAACCCCUCUGCUGUAAUCACCCCGGGGGUUGCUACUAUCAGACGGACACCGUCCUCCAAACCCAACUUGCGACGACCAUCCGGGGGCCUCAACCUGGGCCCCAUCCCCAUCAAGCCCCCCAUGAUCCCAGUUAAGACUCCCACUGUGCCUGAACACCCUGGAUUCCCCAGCAAAGCAGCGUCAGAAGACGGCAACACCCCGCGGACCCCGCUAAGCCCGGCCACCACUCCUCUGUCACCAGGCAGCAACGGGUCAUUGUCACCAAAGUCUGCCCCUUGGGAGAUCCAGCACAUGGGCAAGGGAUCGGAUCCUCCAACCCCACCUCCACAGCCCAGCGGUCGGUCAUCAGAGUGGGAGCGUCGACCCCUCCCAGAGCUCUUGGAGGAAACAGAAUACGCUGAGGUGGAGGACUUUCUGGUGGCCAUCCGACGAGGCGUCAAGCUCAAGAAGACGACAACCAACGACCGAUCAGCACCAAUGAUUCACUGAGACUGCGAAGGUUGGUUCGACAUGAGCCAUUUUGUGUCCCUGGCUGAAAAUACUGUUGGAAGGGACACAAAAUGGUUAAUGCUAAGUAAAAGCAAAUAGCUAUGACAUCAAAUGGAUGCCAGUAACAGGAGGAAGUUGCCCAGAGACUCUGAUUGAGGAUCAUUUUAGAAAUCUUGUCUUUUAGCAGCGAUUACAAAAAAAUGUGCAUUUUCUCAGUUUGGCCAAAGAGUAAUAAUAUUUGCAUUUAAAUCAAACAAAGACCGAGUCCAUUGUCAGCUGGGAUCGCCUCCAGCCUCUCCUGCACAGGUGCAUACGGAGAAAUUUUAAGUAAACUUUCCACAAAGUGUUGACUGGACUCUUUAAGCACAUCUCCCUUUAAAAAUCAGUUCUAGUUCCUGCGCGAGGCCGAGCCAGGAACUCUGAUCCGAGAUCGUUUCCUCAGGGCAACUUCGAUAACAGAGCGAGGGAGACGGGAUCAUCCUGACGACCGAGAGACGCCUGGACAAGGUCGACCUUGUAGCAGGAAAAAAGAGGCUUAAAUGAAAUGAAAUCCUAAUGUUGGGGAGAAGUGAAGGUAGAA
Pundamilia nyererei is the source of this 3222-nucleotide messenger RNA. RefSeq names its product MTSS I-BAR domain containing 1. The transcript is spliced from 15 exons. Lineage: Eukaryota; Metazoa; Chordata; Actinopteri; Cichliformes; Cichlidae. The record is from RefSeq and is a predicted model, not a curated record. Gene Ontology annotation, molecular function: phospholipid binding; actin binding. Gene Ontology annotation, cellular component: cytoplasmic side of plasma membrane; actin cytoskeleton. The coding region runs from base 366 to 2642 and encodes 758 amino acids. Gene Ontology annotation, biological process: plasma membrane organization; positive regulation of actin filament bundle assembly; adherens junction maintenance.